AUGUUUAAAUUAAGAAAAUAAGCGCUUAAGAGUACUAAUCUUUCUUCUAAAUUUACCUAGCAAUUAGUAUUUACAUACUUAAGGAGUAAUUUUAGAAUGAUAGAAUGCGAAGAACUCCACGACAUCUUGGUCGAAGGAAAUAAACCAGGUUUUAAAAUUUUACAUCCCUACUUGUCUGAUAAUAGAGCAAACUAUUUAAGAGAAGUAACAAAUUUUUUAGUUCAUGGGCACAUUAAGGGUGCAUUCUUUAUUAACAUGCAUGAUAUAUCUGAUUUAACAUCUUCUUAUAAGAUGAUGGCUCCAACUAAUGAGUAGUUUUCUAUCUAUAUGUAGCACGCUGACAUAGGAAAAUUUGAUAAAUUAGUCAUUUAUGAUGAAACUAUUAUGGUUUCAACUCGUUUACAUUGGUAGCUUAAUUCAUUUGGGCAUACUAAUUUAUACUAUUUAAACGGUGGAUUGAGGAGAUGGAAGUACUUAGGGCUACCAUUAGAAAAAGGUUUUACUUAGCAUUCAACUAAUAUAUCAGAGAGAGAAGCUAAAAAUUUUGAAUAUAUAUUAGACAAGUCUAAAGUUAUAGAUUAUAAUGAAAUGUGCAAAGUUAAUAAUGAAUAUUUGUAAUAAAAUGAAUUUUAAAUUUAUGAUUCAAGACGUGUCGUUUAAUAUAGCGAAGGUACUGAGCCUAAUUGGAUUCAUAUACCUGUGAUGUAAGAGCUAAUUUAAGAGGAUGGUAGAUUUAAAGAUAUAAAUGAUUUACAAAAAAUCCACAAGUAAUAUAAAGUUGAUUAUGAUAAAACAAUAAUUCACACAUGUAGAAGAGGUCUGUAAGCAACAGUUGCUAACUUCGCUUGUGAAUUAGUGUGUGCUGCAAAUAAAAAAAAUUAUAAUUCAAGAAUUUAUGAUGGCUCUUGGGAGGAGUGGAUGACUAAAAAGCAAGUACACUGA
Tetrahymena thermophila SB210 is the source of this 942-nucleotide messenger RNA. RefSeq names its product rhodanese-like domain protein. Gene Ontology annotation, molecular function: thiosulfate-cyanide sulfurtransferase activity. The record is from RefSeq and is a predicted model, not a curated record. Gene Ontology annotation, biological process: transsulfuration. The transcript has a single exon. Lineage: Eukaryota; Ciliophora; Oligohymenophorea; Hymenostomatida; Tetrahymenidae. Gene Ontology annotation, cellular component: mitochondrion.